Messenger RNA from Rotaria sp. Silwood1, 2004 nucleotides. The record is from the annotation of a GenBank genome assembly. NCBI's taxonomy places the organism in Eukaryota, Metazoa, Rotifera, Eurotatoria, Philodinida, Philodinidae.
AUGCAAAUCUUUGUAAAAACACUCACUGGCAAGACCAUUACACUAGAAGUGGUGUUGGAUGAUACGAUAGAAAAUGUUAAGACUAAGAUUCACGACAAAGAAGGUAUUCCACCUGAUCAGCAACGUCUCAUUUUUGCUGGCAAACAGCUCGAAGAUGGUCGAACAUUGAGCGACUACAAUAUUCUACAGGAAAGUACACUCCAUCUCGUUCUUCGUCUCCGUGGUGGCAUGCAGAUUUUCAUCAAGACAUUGACUGGUAAAAUGAUUACAAUCGAAGUUGAAUCUUCGGAAACAAUUGAAAAUAUCAAAGCAAAGAUCCAGGAUAAAGAAGGUAUUCCACCUGAUCAACAACGUAUCAUAUUUUCCGGAAAACACCUCGAAGAUGGACGUACAUUAUCAGAUUAUAAUAUUCAAAAGGAAGCAACCCUUCAUCUUGUUCUUCGUUUGCGAGGAGGACCUUCAGCAUUGGGAUUUGCUGUAGGUGGUGCAAAAGAUGUGAAUAAUUUUCGCCAAAAUAUUCAAAAUAAUUAUUUACCUAUCAUAACUGAUAUAUCCUAUGAAGGUCUAUUUAAUGAUUAUUUUUUUGAUACUGGUAAUCAACAUGAAGAUAAUGAUAAAAAACAAUUAUUUUGUCCAUCAUAUUCAAUGGCUGUGACAAAAAAUCCUUUACAAAUGAUAAAUGAGCAACAACUGUAUGAAUAUUACAUGACUGUUGGAUUGAAUUCAAAUCUAAAUGAAGAAACAUUUAAACGAAAUCCAAUGAAUCUAGUUAUUUGUGUCGACAUAAGUGGAUCGAUGUCAUCACCGUUCAAUCGUUAUCAUUACGAUCGUCGCCAUUCGAACAGUACUACUGAACAGAAUAGUGAAUAUGAUAGUCGAUCAAAAAUGUUGAUAACCAUUGAAGUUAUAUCAAAAGUACUGGAUCAUUUAAAGUCAAACGAUCGACUAGCCAUAAUUACAUUUAAUCAUGCAGCGUAUGUCGUUCAACCUAUGAAGAAAUUAAUUGAGCUCAAUAUCGAACAAUUGAAAAAUCAUUUAUCUGAAAUUCGUGCUGAUGGUGGUACAAAUAUGAGUGCUGGUAUUGACUGUAGUGCAUUAGCAUUUGAGACUGAUUCUUCAGUGAUAAAUAAUGAUUAUGAUAAUCGAAUUUUAUUUCUAACUGAUGCACAACCAAAUCAAGGUAGUUUAGAUACAGAAAGUUUUUAUUCACGCAUUGAAAAAUUGGCCAAACAACGUAUUUAUACAACAUUUAUUGGUGUUGGUAUUGAUCUCAAUACACAGUUAAUAUCUUCGAUAACAAAACAACGUGGAGCCAAUUAUUUUGCUGUUCAUGAUUCAAAAAAAUUUCUUCAACUAUUGGACAAAGAUUUUGAUUUGAUUUUGACACCAUUAGUAUUCAAUGUUGAAAUGAAACUUCAAUCAGAUUUAUUCGAUGUUGAAUAUGUUUACGGUUCACCUGAAUGCAAUGAAACUAAACAAGGAGAAUGUAUUAAAAUUAAUACAUUAUUUCCAUCACGAACAGACGAUGAACAACAGACACGUGGUGGUGUUGUUCUAUUAAAAUUGAAGACAAAAACAUCAAUAAUAGAUACUUUGACAACGACAGCAAACUUUUCAAUAACAUAUGAAGAUCGUCUUGGUAAUAAAUGCGAAGAAAAACAAUCGAUCUAUAUUCAUAUGAAAAAUGAGAUUAACUAUACAAAUACUGGUAUACAAAAAGCUAUUCUUCUAGUUAAUUAUGUUACACUAUUAAAAGAAUGGAUAAACCAUGAACGAGAACAUAAAUAUAAUGAAAAGAAAAAUUUAUUGGAUUUGAAAGAAACGAAUACUGAAAAAUUGAGUCCUUGGGAACGACAAUCAACUGAGUUGAUCAUAUCAAAACAAUAUCGAGAACAAUUCAAAACAUUCUUAACCUAUUUUGAAUCAGAAAUGGCACAAAUUCAAGAUAAAGAUUUGGAACAAGAAGUUAAAUUAUUAUCAAAAUUAAUUAAUUAUGAACAUUAA